AUGAAAAAUAAAAAUCUGAGGAGACAAAGGAAAGACAAAGAUCUAAAGAGACAAACGAAGGUCAAAGAUCUGAGGAGACAAAGGAAAGACAAAGAUCUGAGGAGACAAACGAAAGACAAAGAUCUGAGGAGACGAAGGAAAGAUAAAAUUCUGAGGAGACAAAGGAAAGACAAAGAUCUAAAGAGACAAACGAAGGUCAAAGAUCUGAGGAGACGACGGAAAGAUAAAAAUCUGAGGAGACAAAAGAAAGACAAAGAUCUGAGAGGACAAAGGAAAGACAAAGAUCUGAGAGGACAAAGGAAAGACAAAGACAAAAGAAAGAGUUACAUAGGGACAAAAAGACAAUGUUCUGUUGGGACAAAUGAAAGACAUAACUCUGAAAAUUAA
Molecule: messenger RNA, 387 nt
Organism: Pecten maximus
Lineage: Eukaryota; Metazoa; Mollusca; Bivalvia; Pectinida; Pectinidae
Product: protein PXR1-like
Exons: 1
Coding region: 1-387 (128 amino acids)
Source: RefSeq, a predicted model, not a curated record